UGGUAAAACAUGUGGAAUGUCAACACACGUCCUAACUUAUAAAAGACAAAUAAUAAAGGGGUUUUACGUAAGAAACAACUGAAAACAUAAGAGGUAUGGGGCUGCCUGUUACCAUGAUGCUUUUUUUAAUCUUUGUUUCUGUGGAAAGAGUCAAUGGCCCAUCUGAAUGCAAAGGAUUUCUCGUAAAACAGGUUUUUUACAUACCUGACAGUCUGGAAGAGUACAGAACCAAUUGUACCUCUACCUGCAGUGAACUCGAACCCCAUUUGGUCGUCACUGAAUGGGGAAAUCAGACAUGGAUUGGUUGCUUUAAAAAUAUUGAAGUUGCAGGAUACUGUGUGGAGUAUAAUUCUGGAUUGGCAUUGGGAACAUUGCAGGAACAUACAUAUGGAUAUUGCAAAGAUUAUGAUGUACCAUGUCCUGGAAAGUAUAAUUCAAGGGACAGCAUCAAAUAUAGGGAUUGUUUUUAUAAGAAUGGAGGCAUCCCAUCCUCAGAGAGUUCUUACAGACAUCAGCAAACCCUAGAAGAGGAACUUGAAGCAUGCAUUGGGAAACAAGAGGCAAAGAAUGGAGAAGAUCCCAAAAUUUCAGGCAAAGGGAACCAAAAUACAAAGAAUACACAAUGCACAGAAAACAGUACUGUGAAUUACAUAGUGAUAAGUAUUUUAAGCAUAAUGUUAACUACAGCUAUCAUAAUUAUCAUUGUAAUCCUUAUGAAAAGGAAGGAACCCUCACAUGCUUGUAAGAAUUAUGAGGAAGGGAAAGCCACAACAGAUGAGGAAUUGUCCAAUCUUAAUCAAAAUCUUGGGGAGGCUGCUGAUGAGUAUCAUAGUCUUCACAUCCCUCCAACAAGUAGUUCAACUUCGAUUCAGGUUGGUUCCCCUCAGUAUUGUACUGAGCCAAAUGAUGACAUAGGACAUCUAUCUGUUGAUUUAAAGGAUGACAGUGGAGAGCCAGACAAUCAAAUCCCUGUGAAUGAAACUAUUGAGGCAUCACCUGACAACUGAAAUUUGCCAAAAUCUAAAAAUACAUCUUCGUACUUGCCACAUGAACAUAAAAAACUAUUGAUAAUAUUUUGUUUGUGUAAAUCACAGUUAAGUAUUCAACUGUGUCUAAGUUUAGUAUGGAUUAUGUUUGUAUAAUGAAAUAUAAAUUGAUCUGAAAGACAAAUGUAAAAGUGUUUUGAUUUUUUUUUUUAAUUUUUUGUAUUUAUUUCUUUUUUUUUUAAAUGUCAAAAAUCUGGAAAGGAGUAAAUGCCAAUAUACUUAUUAUGAUUAUAAUGAUAGUAAUUAUUAUGAUAUAAGGGGCACACAGAGGGUGUGACUGGUGGAUGGGGGGAUGCUCACUACUCCAUGACACCUGAUCCCCCUCUGUUUUCAGACGUCCACAUUUGCUCUUCUCAUGGUUUGUAUGUUUAAUUAGACUUUUUUGAGCAUGAUUGUUGUCCAUUAUCUUCACAUUUCAUGUGCAAUGUCUACAGAAUCUAUUAUCUUUGUUUGAUAAAGAUUUUGAGAAUUUUUUUUAAAAAGUUCUGGAUGAUUGUUAAUGGCCACAUUGUGUAUAAGUACAUGUACUUGUCAGUGAAAAGUCUUCAUUUAUAGAAAUGGCCACAUUGUGUAUGCAUUUGAGUACUUGUCAAUGAAAAGAAAUGUGUUUUCUUGUAUAGACUAGUGUAAUUAGAUGAUUAUCAAGUUGAUAAAGGUAUUUUUUAAAUAUAUUACUGAGGAUUGUGCUGUGUAUAUGUUUGAAUUUAUAUUUUUAUUUAUAAAAGUUAUUUGAAAUACAUAGCUGUGUUGAUUAUUAUGCUGUGUAUACAUAUGAAUUUAUAUUUUUAUUAAAGGUUAUGUAAAA
Saccostrea echinata is the source of this 1851-nucleotide messenger RNA. RefSeq lists its product as uncharacterized. NCBI's taxonomy places the organism in Eukaryota, Metazoa, Mollusca, Bivalvia, Ostreida, Ostreidae. The transcript has 2 exons. The coding region runs from base 96 to 1007 and encodes 303 amino acids. The record is from RefSeq and is a predicted model, not a curated record.